Molecule: messenger RNA, 2364 nt
Organism: Chenopodium quinoa (quinoa)
Lineage: Eukaryota; Viridiplantae; Streptophyta; Magnoliopsida; Caryophyllales; Amaranthaceae
Product: pentatricopeptide repeat-containing protein At4g19191, mitochondrial-like
Exons: 1
Coding region: 56-2038 (660 amino acids)
Biological process (GO): RNA modification
Molecular function (GO): RNA binding; protein binding
Source: RefSeq, a predicted model, not a curated record
UUCAGCUCGGCUAAUUGCCCAUAUACCUUCUAUAUGCCAACAAAAAUAAUGACAAAUGGUAAGACCUUCAAUGACCCCAUUGCUCAACCAAUUUUCAAAGUAUCCAACCGUUGGAAAUUGGAACUCCCAGAUCAGAGAAGCUGUCAACAAUGGCUACUCUCACAAAGCCCUUUUACUCUUUCGCCAAUUGAAACAAACUGAUUCAUCCCCAGAUAAUCUGACCUUUCCCUUUGUUGCUAAAGCUUGUGCAAAGAUUUCAGACCUUAAACUAUCUCAAUCAAUUCAUGCCCAUGUUUUCAAAUCACCCUUUUGGUCGGAUAUUUUUGUUGGUACUGCAGUUAUCAAUAUGUAUGUUAAAUGUAACGAAUUGGAUUUUGCACACAAGGUGUUCGAGAAAAUGCCUAAAAGAGAUGUGACUUUGUGGAAUGCAAUGCUUCUGGGUUUUGCUCAGUUGGGUUCUGUGGAUAGAUUUUUAGUACUUUUUAGGGAAAUGAGACUGCUGGGGUUUGUCCCUGAUUUUAUCACUAUCAUAGGAUUGACACAAUCUGUUGUUGAGUUGAAGGAUGUUAAUCUGGUUAAAGGUGUUCAUGCAUUCGGAAUUCGUGUUGGGAUGUUGAAUGAUGUUUCUUUGGUUAAUACUUUGAUUUCUUGUUAUAGUAAAUGUGGGGACUUGGUUUCUGCUGAGGGCAUGUUUGAUGGAAUAUACUCUGAAUCGAGGACAAUUGUUUCGUGGAAUUCUCUGAUUGCUGGACAUGCUUUAGUCGGGAAUUAUUAUAAUACAUUACAUUUAUACCGGUGCAUGUCUAAUGAUGGACAUAAACCUGAUAUAAGCACAUUUCUAAGUCUUUUAUCUUCGUGUGUGCUGCCUGAUGGUUUAUCUCACGGCAAGCUAAUUCAUUCCCACGUGAUUCAGUUUGGUUGCGAGUAUGAUGUUGCUGUGGCCAACACAUUACUAACAAUGUACUCGAAGUGUGGAGAUAUUGAUUCAGCAUGGCACUUGUUUCAGUUUAUGACAUAUAAAACAUGUAUCUCCUGGACCGCAAUGAUAAGUUGUUAUGCAGUGACAGGAUGUUUAGACAAGGCAUAUUCCUUGUUUUUGGAUAUGGAAAGGGCAGGUGAAAAACCUGAUGUUGUCACUCUUCUAUCUUUGCUGUCAAGCUGCGGUCAAACAGGUUCGCUUGAACUUGGCAAAUGGCUUGAUGAUUAUGCCUGUUCUAACGGGCUUAGAGGUAAUGUUAUGGUGUGUAACUCAGUUGUUGACAUGUAUGCUAAAUGUGGACAUGUCGAUAAAGCUAAAGAAGUAUUUUACUCAAUUCCUUCAAAAACAGUUGUCUCUUGGACCACAAUGAUCUCUGGGCUUGCAUUAAAUGGAGAAUUUAUAGAGGCUUUGGAGCUUUUCUACAAAAUGGUUGAGCUAGGUUUGAAACCAAACCACAUAACAUUUCUUGCCAUUCUACAAGCCUGCAUUCACGCAGGUUUCCUGGAUAAAGGAAUGGAGUAUUUUGAUCUGAUGACCAGAGUAUAUAAUUUAAAUCCUGGGUUGGAGCAUUACUCCUGCAUGAUUGACCUUCUUGGGCGCAAGGGAAAGUUCAAAGAAGCAUUAGAGUUCAUCAAAAGCAUGCCCUAUGACCCUGACGCUGCCAUAUGGGGUGCAUUGAUCAAUGGCUGUAAAAUACACAAAAAUGUUGAGAUUGGUGAGCAUGUUGCUUAUCAUCUAUGUCGACUGGAGCCUCAAGCUGCUGUUUCCUAUGUGGAAAUGGCAAAUAUGUAUGCUUCAGCAGGAAAAUGGGAUGGUGUAUCUAAAGUUAGAGAACUAAUGAAAUGCAACAAAGUGAAGAAAUUUCCUGGGCAAAGCCUUAUCCAAGUUGGUGGAAAGAAUCACAUAUUUGGUGUGGAAGAAAGAUGUCAUCCAGAAGGUUCACUAAUAUAUGAAGUCCUAGACGUAUUGGCCUUCCAGAUGAAAAAACAUGAAACUUCUUACCUUUAUGAAGACCUUCCUGAACAUGAAAUAUAUCUGCAAGAUUUUUUGGUAGCUUGAUUGUUCGAUAAGUAUCAGUGCUCUGAUGGUACAAGUUUAAGUGCCUGAAGAAACAAUUGAUUGAAAGUUUUUUGGGAAAGCCGUGGCAUGGUGUAACCAGUGCUUUCACAGUUGGAAGCUUGUCUAUAGCUAUGCUUUCAUUGAGCAUCUCACACUUUGUUGUGUGUUUUAAUUUGGAGCUUUAGCCACUUAGCUACCAUGUCGGAGAUUUGCUGUUACUAUACUCUUCUGCUUCUCUGUAAAUGCAGGAUGUCUGAAAAUAUAUGUACAAACCAAACAGAAAAUUGAAUUUUGGUAGUACAUAAAUUGCUUCCGUUUUUAUUGAA